Cottoperca gobio is the source of this 2657-nucleotide messenger RNA. Its product is annotated as gastrula zinc finger protein XlCGF57.1-like. Gene Ontology annotation, cellular component: nucleus. Gene Ontology annotation, biological process: regulation of transcription by RNA polymerase II. The record is from RefSeq and is a predicted model, not a curated record. Bases 168 to 1568 code for a protein of 466 amino acids. The transcript has 2 exons. Gene Ontology annotation, molecular function: DNA-binding transcription factor activity, RNA polymerase II-specific. NCBI's taxonomy places the organism in Eukaryota, Metazoa, Chordata, Actinopteri, Perciformes, Bovichtidae.
AUAAACCUCAGAGAAGAAGAAGAAAAGACGAAGAAGAAGAAGAAGCCAUGCAGGGGAAACAGUACAGACGCUAUUACCUUAUCUCAGCUCUCUGGAUGUACGAAACUAGCCGGAGAAGAUAUUAUAGUCGUUGAGUGGAUGAGUAUUUGACUUAUAGUUUUGCAACAAUGUCUUCAGUUGAGUGUUUGAGAGAGUUUGUGAACGAGCGACUAACUGCUGCUGCUGAAGAAAUAUUCAGAGUUUUUCAUAAAGCUGUCAUCGAGUACGAGGCAGAGAUCGACCGUCAGCGCAGACUGCUCGAUAUCGUUUGGAAGCCCGAAAUAAAGUUAGACAGGAUAGAGCAACAUGUCUGUAAGGAGGAGGAGGUUCUCUCUGACCAGCAGCUCUGUAUUCAGGAGAGGAACUCCAGUCUGGACCAAGAGGACCCAGAGCCUCCACAGAGUAAAGAGGAACUGGAGGAACUCUGCACCAGUCAGGAGGGAGAGCAGCUUGUACUGAAGCAGGAGACUGAUGCCUUUAUGUUGACUCCUACUGCUGAGGAAAGUGACCACCAGCUCCUCUCUCACAACUCUCAUGUAGCUGAGAGCCAAGAUCAGAAAGGAGGCAAGCAUGGAGACUCAGGCUCAACUAAUGCUGAGCCAAAUCUACAGAAUCUACAUCCUGAAAGCAUAAGUCACAGUAAUGAUGUCAACAACCCUAACCUGUCAGAGAUGCACUGUGAUACUCACACAGGCAAACAGCCUUUAAAAUGUGACACGUGUGGAAAAGACUUUAAGCAUAAUUCAUCACUGAAGAGACAUCUGAGAACCCACACAGAUGAGAAACCAUUUGCAUGCAAAACAUGUGGGAAAGCUUUCAGGAUUAAUGGCCACUUGGUAAUCCACAUGAGAAUCCACACAGGGGAGAAGCCAUUUGCAUGCAAAACAUGUGGGAAAAGAUUCAGUCAGCAUUCAUCAUGGAACUCUCAUAUAAGGAUCCACACAGGGGAGAAGCCGUUUACAUGCAAAACAUGUGGGAAAGCUUACACCACCAAUAGUCACUUGGUAAGCCACAUGAGAACCCACACAGGGGAGAAGCCAUAUUCUUGCAAAACAUGUGGGAAAAGGUUCACUCAGCAUUCAUCAUGGAACUCUCAUAUAAGGAUCCACACAGGUGAGAAGCCGUUUGUAUGCAAAACAUGUGGGAAAGCUUUCAGAAUGCGUAAUAUCUUGAAAGAACACAUGAAAAGCCACACAGGUGAGAAGCCGUUUGCAUGCAAAACAUGUGGGAAAGGUUUCAGAACUAAGACUCAGUUGGUAAACCACAUGAGAACCCACACAGGUGAGAAGCCAUAUUCUUGUAAAACAUGUGGAAAAUAUUUCAAAUCUAAAAAUCAUAUAAGAAGCCACAUGAUGAGCCUUUUACACCUAAAACGUGCUGGAGCUUUAGGAUCUAGUAGUGGCUUGAUGAGCCACAUGAGAACUCACACAGAGGGAAAACUGCAUCACGGCAGCACACAGGUUCCAGAGAUUAAAGAGGAACAGGAGGAACGCUGCACAAGUCAGGAACAUUUGUUUACAUUAGAUUAGAAUGAACCCUUCAUAUCUACAUAAGGAGUGUGUCCUCUUCCACUGAGACUGCCAUGUUGCCUCUUCAGUAUCCCAGAACAGACGAACCAAACUCUGGCUCUAGAAAGGGUCUUUCGUGUUUUUACGCUACCUGAAGCCAGUGUAGGUUCUCUCAACGCUUGGAAAAGGAGGUGAGCGGAGGAAUAUUCAGUUGGUUGCACCUGCAACCUCAACGCUAGAUGCAACUAAAUCCUACACACUGGACCUUUUUAAGGGGAAAGUUAAUGUUGUAACUGACAAUGAUAAACAAACUGUUAACCAAGAUGAAUGUUACUGCAUUGUACGCAACUUUUUAAUUGAACAAAGAUGACACUGAAUAUGGAUGAUUGUAGCAAUGCUGUUUAUAUAAUUUGUUAUACUGCUGCACAUUGUUCAAAGAAGUUACAACUACACGGGCCAUGUUAGUACUGGCUGUAUAUUUGUGUACAGAGAAAUGAGCUAAAAUAGUAAUUGAGCUUCACCAGCAACAUCAUUCUGGUGGACCAGCAACAUUAAUGGGAACUAGCUGGUAGACCAGCACCGCUGGUUGAGAGAGGCUUUCUAGUCCUCUCAGAGAGUGUCGUUGCUGUUACCGUUUCUGUUUGUCCUGGCUCUGUUUUUGUCUCUGAGUAUGCAUGAUGUGCAAGCCACUAUCUUCUACAAUCGUCAAACACUACUGAAUAUUCAAGCCUGUGUCAUGGACUUAUACUCCCGGGAUCCUGGUCAAAGAAUCUUACACUGCACUCUGUUCUCUCAACUACCUGAAGGUUUAUGGGCUCGGCCCUGCGGCUACCACCAUAGGAAACAAGCCAGGUGACGGAGUUAAUGUGCAGGCGCCUCGGUGUGAAAUGUGAUUGUCAUCUGUGAGGCAUGUAUGCACUGAGAUGGCAAUUUGCGCUGUACCCAUAUGUUUUUAUUUAAUCAGUUUUCUUUUAUUCAUUCAUUUUAUACAUUCACCACAGUUCAAUACAGUUACACUACAGAUACUCUCACAGUUCAAUAUCUCAGUGUUAUCGGUUGUAUGAUGUAUGUUAUGUGUGAUUGUGACAAAUAAAGAUUUCAAAUAUUAAA